GAACCUAUGGCGGGAAGCAUUGGGAGGGGGGGCAGCCGCGGUGACGAUUGGCCGUCCGCACAGUCACAAUUUGGAGCAGGCGGGGGGCUCACAGGGGCAGGUCCGUCGGCAGGAUCUAUCUAUCUAUUUAAUUAAAGGAUGAUCAUGCCGUGUGCUUUCAAGAUGGGACGUGAUAAAGUUGUAGUGGUGAUGCUCACGCGUCUCGCAGCCAUGCGUCGUUGUUAGUGGAGUGGUCAACACUUCGGCUGUUUUAUAGGGGCCGCUGGACUGGGCUACGGCGCAAGUAGAGAGAGAGAGAGGGGGGGGUGGACGUGAACCGGGAUCCAGGCCUAGUAGUAUUGCCGCCGGGAUUCUCCGCAUCCGCUUUCAAAAAAUGGGGAAUUAUCCCAUUUAAAUGCAGAAAUGGAUUGUUUAACAGUGGCUUUUGCGGUGGGUGUUCAUGGAAUGGUAAGAUUCUCGCGGCAGAUCGGUGUCACCGGUGUCUGAUCCGUGAUUUUGUUUAAUGACCGUACGUCCGUCGGAGGGAAGCGUGUGUGUGGGUGUGUGUGUUUGUGUGUGCGCGCACGUCAGUGUGUAUGUGCAGAUGAACUCGGCGGGUGUCAUUCAUGCAUGUCCGUGCUAUGUUGUGUCCUGUUCGCGGCGGCGGAUGACAUGUAGCCCGGGGUUGGUGGAUGGGCGCCGACAUGACAUGCCAUUUUGAUCUGGAUCCCAAUAACAGACGAGCGGGUUUAGGUUCAUCCGUUGCAUAUCGAGUUAACCCUUCGCUGUCGAUGGCCAGGUUUGGCGUGUUAGCAGAGUGUGUAUGUAACGUUGUUGCAUGACGUGACGCACUGGCCAUAUGCACACCGGACGACUCCAUUCCCCCUUCCGGGCGGCGUUGCUGUGCAGACGGGUUGCGAGUUGACUGCCGUGAGGAAGAAGCAAGGAUAGCAGGAUGACAGGGCCAUGUGCGUUGCCUUGGAGACAGGCCCAACAUUCCAGCUGCCCUUUGACCUCUGGCUGAGUCUCCCGCCCCUUCUUCCAGGCUGCUCUUCACGUCAUGGCUGCGGUCUGACCAUGUCAGCCAGCGGGUCCUCCUUCCAGCACCCGUCGCUCUACGGGCUCACCAAAACUCCCAACUCCCCCCACUUGUCGCCUUUGCCGCCCUCCUCCUCCUCCUCCUCCACCUCCUCGUACCGCUCGUUGCGUCGGCUGCAGAGACUGACCACCACCGCCGCCGCCGCCGCGACCGCCGCGACCAGCAGCAGACCCCAGCCAGCCCGGUCUGGGAGGGUCCCGGGGGGCCAGAGGCAGGGAUGCGCCGAGUGGGAGUGGGAAGGAAGGGGCGGCGGCGAGAAGGAGAGCCACCGAGAGAACGCCGUCGAGGGGGACGGUUCGAGCAGGGAGAACGGCGGCGUGGGGGAUGACCCCCUCGCUCACGAACAGCACAGCGUGGCCGGGCGAGCGUCCCGGGAGCAGAGCGACUCCAGCGACUCUGGCCCGCCCAGCCCGGCCUUCUCCCUCAACAGUAACAGCCCCUUCGCCAACGGCCUCCUCCAUUUUGAGUCGUCCUUGUUUGAGGACGACGACGUCAACCAGGACAUCGACGACGACGGCGACGACGGUUUUGACGAAGGCCAAGGGGUCGAGGUGCGCGUGCGUUCCCCCGGUACGACAGAGGAGCAGGGACGGUCGAACGAAAUGGCCGUUCGAGAGUCCAACCCCGGGGUUGCGUGUGCCGAUUCCACGGGCGCCCCGGAAGCUCUGAAGCCAGCGGGGCCGCCGGGCAAGGUGGUGACCCGCUCCCAGCGCUCGGGCCAGCGCCGGAGGUACUGGGAGGAGUCGGAGAGCGAGUGGGAGAGUGACAGCGAGUUCUUUGGGUUUGAGAGUACCACCGUUGAGAAUCCAAUGCCAUGCAGUCCAAAGAAGAAAUCAGUCCCCCCCUUAAAGUUCUUGGAGGGUGAGGUUAUUUGGGCCAAGUUCAACCGAAGACCCUGGUGGCCUUCUCAGGUGGUCGUGGACCCCACCAACGGAAUCUAUCACAGGGUCAAAGAGCCCAGUGAUCGCCCCUGUCGACUGUACUACGUGAGGACCUUUGGGAAACCAGUGGAGUAUGCCUGGGUGGAAGGAAGAGCCACUCAUUCAUUCAACGGCGGCUUUCAAUUCGAACAGCUCCCCCUAUUGAGGCGGAGGGGCAGGCAAAGGGAAAACAACUACAAAUAUUCUAUUGCCAAGCGAUACCAGGAGGCCUGGAAGUUCAGUGUGACUGAAGCAGAGGUUUCUUUCCAGGAAAUGUCCAGAAGGGCCUCCUCCCUGAGAGACGAUGCCUUUCAUGACGUCUCCACAUCUGAAACAAAAAGUACAGUCCAACCGACUCCUGCUCCAGCUUCUGAGGCGUCUAAACCCAGUCACAUGGCCGAUGGAUCUGACUUCUGCCCGGGCAAAACAAAGAAGCCAAGCAUUUUAAGAAAGACUUCUGUUAAAAAUAAAACCAGAAGUUCUACGACCUGCACCAGUAGUAACGAUUCCAGAAACCCACGCGGUAACCAGGAGCCGUCAGAUCGAGUGGCCGGCGAAUGCCCUUACUCCGACCUUGAAUCUGUCCCCAAGAUUUUAUGUCCCACAGCACUCGAGCGCCAGUCCAAACCAGUUCAGUCUGUGCCUUUAGUUACCCAGGCUCUUUCUUCUUCGGUUUUCAAGGAAGUAACCAAACAGCCCGAGAUUCACAGAGGCCUGUGGUUCAGCAAAGCUGGAAAAGACAGACGACCAAAAACUACAAGUCCCAUACCUGAUCGAACUGUCUUCGGUAAACUGCCCUGUAAGAAGAAGGUCCGAUCUGUAGUCAGUAAAAGGACUCACGUCAACGGUGUCAACCACACUGCGACUGGAGUGGCAGUUUCCCAGCAAUCGUUACAUGACAAAAAUAAGACCAGCCUGUGUGCAGAAACUGGAAUGCCUUCGGACCAGUCAGGGCCUUCAAAUAAGCCUGUAGAAUUGAUCCCUUCCAAAAGUCUGAGUGAUAAUUGUAUUAUAACCGAAAAGCUCACAAAUCAAUGGAAGGACAAACAAAAAAAGAAAUCGGCUGCCCAUUCUCAAAGGACCAAGCUUGAUGGUGUGUGCACCACUAAGCCGUUGGAUCACCUUACCUCUAAAAAAUGUAUCCCAGUCAGCAACAUAAAGGACUGUCUCAAAGACCCACCAGACCAUUCCAAGGCUGAACAUAGACCGUCCUCUAAUGAAACUACUGACGAUUCAGAAAAAUCUGAAAGCAUUGGCAGUAAAAAGGCCCUUACAAUCGGCAAAUUAGCUAAACAAACGCAUACUGUAGAAAAUAAUAAGUCGAAAGUUAUGGAUUUAUCGGAAAGUCCUUUAGUUCAGUCACCAAGCUUAGAGGAGCAAAAUGUUUCAACCUCUAGUGCGAUUCAAUUGGUCAAUCCGGCACAAAAUGAUUUCAUUGAUAACGGCACCCAGCAGCCAUUAGAAAGUAGCGAUUCAAUUUCUAAAUUUGGGUCAAAGGAGUCCUUAAAGGAAAUUCCCGGUGUAGAAUCCAAAAGCAUAUCGGUUAAUAAUUUGGCUAGCAUGGGUGGGACUGUCAAACCUUUUCACAAAACGCGAUGGUCUCAAGAGAGCAGUUUGCAAUUAUCAAGUAAGACUAAUCAAUCAAAAGGCCCGGAAGUAAAAUGGAUGUCCAUGAUCAAUACAAAAAGUACAACAAGCAAAACCACUGACCAGUUAAACAUCGCAGAACUUAAAAAAAUGAAUGCCGUUCAUGGACUCAAUGGCAUGACAUCCCAGCCUUCUCCACAGCAAGCGGAAUCGUCUACCGAAGUUGUUCAAGCAUCUCCUGCAGCACCAGAACCAUGUUCGAUGGAUGUAAGCAAACCUCCAGAAGAACCACUGUCACUUCAAAAUGAAUCCAAAGAGAGUCCAAACGAAUCACCGAACACCAUCGAUGAGCAGCCCGCGCACCUGCCGGCCAGCAACCGCCUGAUGACCAGAGCCCUUAAAGCAUUGCAGGAAACGGAACGACUAAAGCGGGAAAAAGCUCUGCAGGAACUCGAUUGGAAGAAGAGUUCAGAGCAGUGUAAAAAAACGGAUGGAAACGAAAGGAGAAGUUCAGACAAUUCCUCGGCCUUAACGGGGACCAAGCAAGGCGUCUCCACAAAGCAGAGGUCCACGAAGACGAGGCCUCGGAGCGGGCCUUCCUCCAGCUGCAGCGCUCUCUCGUCCUGCGAGAGCUUUUCCGACCCAAAUGACGUGCAAGUUGAGGUCAAGAGUGAGGAUGAAGACGUCCCCGUGUCCCCCACUCCGCCCAUGGACUUCAUCCCCCUGACUGCGAAGAUUAAAAACAUAAAGGAGGUGUCCUUACAGUCAGUGACCAACGAGAGCGACGGUAAGCCGGUUUCGUUCAAACCCGACACAAACUAUAAGUUCAGUACUUUUCUCAUGCUGCUGAAAGAUUUGCACGACACCAGGGACCGGGACGGGGCCCCGCUGGAGCUGGACAUCGGCCCUGCGAGCUCCCACGUGAGGCAGGAGCCCUCGGUGAUCCCCGGGACGUCCGGAGAGGAUCCCCGCCGAGGAACGACCGGUGCCUGCGGAGCUGUGCUCGUCGCAGACGAAGCCAAGACCUCGCAGAAGGACGGUGUGACGAACGGGAGGAGACCCGGCCAGCCCUCCAAAGGCUCCGGCGGCGGGAGGAAGAGAACCGUCAACUCUGCGCGGAGGAAGAAAGCUCCGGCUCCUUAUAGUCCGGCGAGCUCGGGCCCUGGGUUCCCCGGGCAGGAGCUCUCGUCCGGUGGUGACUCGCGUGGCGGGGACGGGCAGGUCCAGACGGAGGGAGGGAAGGGUGACGUCGUGGUGGAAGAGGGGUGUGGAUCAGUGAAGGAGGGGGAGAGUCGGACCACUGUGCCUUUGGAAGAGAGGGUGUUGGACGCUGCCCGGUUCUCCCCACCAAAGACUAGUUUGCAGCCCCCUAAGGAUCUCCAUGUGGCGGGCGCAACGCUGAACAAUAACUCGUGGGGCGGCAGUGGAGGAGGCCAGGAGACUUCCAAAGUACCAAAACGGAUCAGAAAACCAAGCAAAAGGCUCAUCGAAUGGAACGAGGAUUACGAUCAGAUUUUCUCUACGAGGAAGAAGACCAAAAAACCGCCCCAGCCAGGGGGAAAGAGCCCUCCGCACAUCAGUAGCCAAUCGGAGCCACCAGCGCUAUUGGACGACAGCGGGAUUGGCGGCGCAUCGCAGGCAAUACUUCCUGAAGUCCAGACUCCGCCCCCUGAGGAGACUCCGCCAACACAGCUAGAAGUUCUCGUGCCUGAAGUCUCACCGUCUCAAGAGGCCCCAGUCCUUUCCAUUGAUACCCUAACCCCUCCCCCUGACGCUGACACUGUCCAGGCGCCCGACGGCUCCAUCACAGAGGAAGGUAGUGUUUCACUGUUGAAGAGCAAGAGGAAGAGGAAACCCACUCAGAGGAUUCUACAAUACUGCCUCGAAGCUGAGGCUUCAAUCGGCCCCAAAAAGAAGGUCAAGUCUUUGAGGCAUAUCCCACCAAGUCCUCCGGCUCCUUCUGACUGCGGGGGGCCCUCAUCAGAGUGUGACGAGCGUCAGUCAGUGAUGUCCGGCGACGUCAGGAGUGACCCCUCACCGCUGACCGCCAAGGCCCUGGCGGCCAGCGCCGCCGCUGCUCCUUCUCCGACCCCUCCCGCCGUCACCGCUCCACCCCCUGUCGCCAGCCCGUCGUCUCCGACGCCAGAGGAGGCGUCCGACUGCGCCCUCCCCGCCCCCACCCAGCCGGACGGCCCCCACGCACACGAGGAUGAAGACGAUGGUGGCAAGGACUGCCUCGGCUUCGAGGGUGUUCAGGGGGAGGAGCCCUGUCCGGACGGCAGCAAUCCCUCCUGUAAGGAGGACUCUCUGCUGUGUGACGAGCACCUGUUCCCCACCAGGAAGCUCAUCGGAGAGCGAGGAGGCCCCGCCUCCAUGAAGGAGAACAUAUGUCAGGUGUGUGAGAAGUCUGGGGAGCUGCUGCUCUGCGAGGGCCAGUGCUGCGGGGCCUUUCACCUGGCCUGCAUCUCGCUGGCCCAGGCCCCCAAGGGGAAGUUCAUCUGCCCAGAGUGCAAAUCAGGGCUCCACACCUGCUUCGUGUGCCGGAAGCGCGGCGAGGAGACGCGACGCUGCAUGAUCCCCGUGUGCGGCAAGUUCUACCACGGCGAGUGCGCCGCCGGCCACGCGCCCACGGUGCCCGUCAACCGGGGCUUCCGCUGCUCGCUCCACGUCUGCCUGACCUGCUUCCUGGCCAACCCCAGCAACCCGGCUGGCUCCAAAGGCCGUCUGAUGCGCUGCGUGCGCUGUCCGGUGGCCUACCACGCCACGGACGUGUGCCUGGCAGCGGGCUGCGUGGUCCUGUCCAACAACAGCAUCGUCUGUCCCAACCACUUCAGCGCGCGCCGCGGCGUCAAGAACCACGAGCACGUCAACGUCAGCUGGUGCUUCGUCUGCACCGAGGGGGGCAGUCUGUUAUGCUGCGAGUCCUGCCCCGCCGCCUUCCACCGGGAGUGUCUGAACAUCGACAUGCCCAAAGGAAGCUGGUACUGCAAUGACUGCCGGGCGGGAAAGAAACCUCACUACAAGGACCUCCUGUGGGUCAAAGUGGGCCGCUACAGGUGGUGGCCUGCGGAGGUGAGCCACCCCAAGAGCAUCCCGGAGAACAUCCAGCGCAUGAAGCACGACGUGGGCGAGUUCCCCGUGCACUUCUUCGGCUCCAACGACUACCUGUGGACCUACCAGGCGCGCGUCUUCCCCUACAUGGACGUGGACGCCAACAGCAAGGAGCGCAUGGGCAAAGGCGUGGACGGCGUCUACAAGAAAGCGCUGGAGGAGGCGGCCGUUCGGUUUCGAGAGCUGCAGGCUGAGCUGGAGCUCCGGCAGCUCCAGGAAGACCGCAGGAACAACAGGAAACCACCGCCGUUCAAACUCAUCAAGGUGAACCGGCCGAUAGGAAAGGUGCAAAUAAUCGUGGCGGACCUGUCGGAGAUCCCGAGGUGCAACUGUAAGGCGUCGGACGAGAGCCCGUGCGGGACGGACUCGGAGUGUAUCAACCGCAUGCUGCUGUACGAGUGCCACCCCCAGGUGUGCCCUGCAGGGGAACGCUGUCUGAACCAGGCCUUCCUGAAGCGCCAGUACAGCAAGGUGGAGAUCUUCAGGACGCUGUCCCGCGGCUGGGGCCUCCGCUGCGGCCACAUCAUCAAGAAGGGCGACUUUGUGAGCGAGUAUGUCGGGGAGGUGAUCGACGAGGAGGAAUGCAGAUCCAGGAUCAGGCAUGCCCAGGAGAACGACAUCUGCAACUUCUACAUGCUGACUCUGGACAAGGACCGGGUCAUCGACGCCGGGCCCAAGGGCAACGAGGCGCGCUUCAUGAACCACAGCUGCCAGCCCAACUGUGAGACCCAGAAGUGGACCGUGGGCGGGGACACGCGUGUGGGGCUGUUCGCCCUCGUGGAAAUCCCCGCCGGCAUCGAGCUGACCUUCAACUACAACCUUGAGUGUUUGGGCAACGGGAAGACGGUGUGUAAAUGUGGAGCCGCCAACUGCAGUGGCUUCCUGGGGGUCCGACCCAAGAACAACCCCCGGACGGACGACAAGGGCCGCAGGAUGAAGAAGAACCAGGCCAAGAGGAAGAGCCAAGCCGUGUUGACCAAGGAGCGUGAGGACGAGUGCUUCAGCUGUGGGGACGGGGGCCAGAUGGUGUCCUGCAAGAGAGCGGGCUGCCCUAAGGUGUACCACGCCGACUGCCUCAACCUUACCAAGAGGCCCGCAGGCCGCUGGGAGUGCCCGUGGCACCAGUGCGACAUCUGCACCAAGGAGGCGGCGUCGUUCUGCGAGAUGUGCCCCAGCUCCUACUGCGCCCAGCACCGCGACGGCCUGCUCUUCAUCUCCAAGCUGGACGGCAAGCUGUGCUGCAGCGAGCACGACCCGUGCGGGCCCGACCCGCUGGAGCCCGGGGAGAUCCGGGAGUACACGCCCGACGCCGGCGGGGGCCCGGCGUCGGCCGUCGCCCCUCCGCUCGCGGUGCCCGAGAUGACCCGCGCCGGCCCCGGGGCCUCCUACCCCUCGCCCCGCCUCUCCGCGCCGGGGCCCGCCGCCGCCGCCGCCGCCGCCCGUGCCGCUAUGGGCCCCUCGCCGCCGGCCCCGCCCCCUGCGGUGCGGCCCUGCAGCCCGCCUGCGCUGCUCUCCGUCCCGCAGUACUCGCCCAUCUCCUCGUACGAGGAGGAGAGGGACUGUUUAAAAUACUACGAUAACGAUGUCGGCCUGUGCUCACACAUGGAGAGGAAGUCCACUCAGUUCCCCGUGCUGCGAAAGAGCCAGGUGCAUAGGAUAAUCCUAGCACCGUGA
Messenger RNA from Gadus chalcogrammus (walleye pollock), 8370 nucleotides. RefSeq names its product nuclear receptor binding SET domain protein 1b (gene nsd1b). The record is from RefSeq and is a predicted model, not a curated record. The transcript has 26 exons. Gene Ontology annotation, cellular component: chromatin; nucleus. Gene Ontology annotation, biological process: regulation of DNA-templated transcription. Gene Ontology annotation, molecular function: protein binding; histone H3K36 methyltransferase activity. Bases 946 to 8370 code for a protein of 2474 amino acids. NCBI's taxonomy places the organism in Eukaryota, Metazoa, Chordata, Actinopteri, Gadiformes, Gadidae.